Messenger RNA from Dentiscutata heterogama, 1162 nucleotides. NCBI's taxonomy places the organism in Eukaryota, Fungi, Glomeromycota, Glomeromycetes, Diversisporales, Gigasporaceae. The record is from the annotation of a GenBank genome assembly.
UAAAACUUUCCCUAUAAGAUUACAACCACUUCCUUUAGUAUCUUCAAAUGUUCAAUGGCCAUCAAACCUAAGAUUUGCACUUUGUAAACCGAAAAUUUAUGUUUAUAAACUUCCCUCUCAUUUGAUAUCUCAAAGUCAUUAUGGAUACGAAGUAUGUACCCUUUUAAGUUAUAAUCCUGAUGCGAUACUUUAUGAACAACUUAUAAACCCUGGAAAAAUUAGAGAUCUUUAUGUAACUUCUAAUCCUAAAGAUGCUGAUUUUUUUUUCGUCCCAUUUUUUGGUUCUUGUUAUUUAAUGAAUUGCUGGAAUAACAAUUAUUGGAAUUAUACUAAACCAUGUAAUUUGGAUAUUCAAUAUUCGAUUCCCUUAAUGAAUUGGAUAAUUCAAGAACAUCCUUAUUGGAAUAGAACUAACGGGAAGGAUCAUAUUAUGGCUCUUUCUAUUGACGAAAUCCCUUCUUAUUAUACUGAAAGUCUAAAUUUAUUGUUGAAUGCUAGUUUCUUAACCUUCAUUGGAGAUAGAAGAUCUAAUGGUAUCAUGAAACAUAGGUAUCGUCAUAUGCAUGAUAUUGUAGUUCCUUCGAUUACUGACAUUUUGGAUUUGAUCAAAAUAAAUCCAAGGAAAUAUGUCACUGAGGAUGGAAAUAUGAAUACUAGAAAUGUUUUUGCUAUCUUUCGAGGUUGUUGCCGAAAUAUUGAACCUGAAGAUGAUUAUUCAGCAGGCAUUAUAUCGUUAUUUUUUAAUGGAUUGGCUCAUUCUUCAAGAUAUGACAUUGAUGAGGAUAUAGAUCUUAAAAUUGAUGAUUAUGCUUGGUUACUGGCAAGGGCAAAGUUUGGGCUCGCUCCUCAAGGACAAACUCUAGGUAUUGCUAGACUUUGGGAAUAUUUGGCCUUUGGUGUUGUGCCCGUGAUAAUUUCUGAUGGAAUUGUACUUCCUUUUGAAAACGAUGUUGAUUGGAAUAGUAUGGUGGUUUUUAUUCGUAGAGAGGAUGCACAUCUUAUCGAUGAAAUAUUACUUUCAAUAUCAGAAAAUGAAUAUCAACGAAAGAGACAACGUGUAUGGGAAAUAGGUAGUCAGUUAAUUAAAAAUUCAUGGCAUUAUAUCGCACGGGACUUGUGUAGAAAAAUGGAUCGUAUCGUACCCGUUGAAUUAGAACUAUAG